Carlito syrichta (Philippine tarsier) is the source of this 3593-nucleotide messenger RNA. RefSeq names its product BCL2 like 2 (gene BCL2L2). NCBI's taxonomy places the organism in Eukaryota, Metazoa, Chordata, Mammalia, Primates, Tarsiidae. Gene Ontology annotation, molecular function: protein homodimerization activity; protein heterodimerization activity. Gene Ontology annotation, cellular component: mitochondrial outer membrane. The transcript is spliced from 4 exons. The record is from RefSeq and is a predicted model, not a curated record. Bases 230 to 811 code for a protein of 193 amino acids. Gene Ontology annotation, biological process: intrinsic apoptotic signaling pathway in response to DNA damage; negative regulation of intrinsic apoptotic signaling pathway; extrinsic apoptotic signaling pathway in absence of ligand.
AUCACCCGGCGCCGGGCCCUCCCUCCUGCCCCCCCCUUCUCCUCCCUCCUUCCUUCCCUCCCUUCCUCCCUCUCUCCCUCCCUCCCAGCUCCUGCACCAGGAAACGGUCCGGAUCCCGGCAGCGGCCUGACCCGGCUCCACGCUGGCCGGGAGGAUGAAAGGCCCCAGCUGGGGGCUCCUUGCCACCAGCGCUGGGUCCUAAGAGCUGCCAUCCAGGCUGGCCGCCCGGAUGGCGACCCCAGCCUCAGCCCCAGACACACGGGCUCUGGUGGCAGACUUUGUAGGCUAUAAGCUGAGGCAGAAGGGUUAUGUCUGUGGAGCCGGCCCUGGGGAGGGCCCAGCAGCCGACCCGCUGCACCAAGCCAUGCGGGCAGCUGGAGAUGAGUUCGAGACCCGCUUCCGGCGCACGUUCUCUGAUCUGGCGGCUCAGCUGCAUGUGACCCCAGGCUCAGCCCAGCAACGCUUCACCCAGGUCUCUGAUGAACUUUUCCAAGGGGGCCCCAACUGGGGCCGCCUUGUGGCCUUCUUUGUCUUUGGGGCUGCACUCUGUGCUGAAAGUGUCAACAAGGAGAUGGAGCCACUGGUGGGACAAGUGCAGGAGUGGAUGGUGGCCUACCUGGAGACGCGGCUGGCCGACUGGAUCCACAGCAGUGGGGGCUGGGCGGAGUUCACAGCUCUAUACGGGGACGGGGCCCUGGAGGAGGCGCGGCGUCUGCGGGAGGGGAACUGGGCAUCAGUGAGGACAGUGCUGACGGGAGCCGUGGCACUGGGGGCCCUGGUAACUGUAGGGGCCUUUUUUGCUAGCAAGUGAGAAAGUCCAGGGCCAGGUGGGGUUAGGUGAGGCUGGGGGUCAGGAGAGCAGGAACAGAACAGAGAAAUGCCCUCAGAAGAAGUGGAGGGAAUGGAUGGGAAGGUGUGGAACAGGAAGGGGCAGGGACAGGGUAGUGUGUGAGGGAGCUGAGCAUGCCAGGCUGGCGGUUGGAAGAGUGAACAAGGGAUACUAGGGAAGCUUUUUGGAAGGUCGGGGGGGCAGGAGAUGGAGUCCUUCCAGGGUUGGGGGGAGGUGGGAGGGAUAUUGCCUAUAGGUGUGGGCACAGGGAACUAUCUGGAGCUUGGUUGGGCGCCCUGAGGAAAGUGGACUUGCAUAGGGGGCUGCGUCUCCAUUUGAUGAGUGAGAUUUGGGGAACACAGAAGGCACACUCCUUUGGAAUGGAAGCUUGGGGUUCUCAAGUGAUAGGGAGAGGUGGCUGUGACAGUGUGCUGCUUGGACACGUGUGUGCAUGUGCACGUGUGCAUGCUGGGUGCUUGGCUAAUGAGAUGUUGGUGGGAUUCCUUAAGAAGAAAACAUUCCCUCUUGCAAUGGCAAGUACAAGGGGCAGUUCUCUGCCCCUCUUCCCAACCCCUCCAUUCAUUCCCCCUCCCUUUGUCCUGAUGCCUCAAGGCUGAGAAAGAAACACUGUAGCCAGACCUAGCUCUGGAGUGUCUCUGCAGAAAGUUUCUAGCAGGGCUUUGGAGAGCCGAGCAGUUAUGCAGCUGGCCUCGUUCCUCCAUCAUCCCCCCACCUUGUGCAUCUCGCACUUGCUGCUGCCUCCUGGGCUCUGACAGAAGGAUAGAGCUGUUGAGCCCGGGUGGGUGGAGGCCUAGGUAGUUGGACCUGCCUGCCAUUCUCCUGACCUACGGGGCACGUUGGCGUCUAAAGUGUUCCCUAUCUCUGGGACCUCUGUACUCAAACUUAAACUCCAAAUUGGGGCCCUAACUAAUUUUCCUUUUGAGGGUGUGGACAUAAAUGCCAAUCCAGAAUACAGUCUGGGUCCUGAACCGUGUCUCGGUGAGACUGUCGAUGCUUUGAGAGGACUGUUCCAGCUUGAACCCCAUGGAUGUGAGGGUGAUGGGUACUCUGGGACUGGCCUAUGCCGUGUGACGGGCUUUGGUGUUGCUUUAUCAGGGGUCAGGUAUAUGGGUUCUAGAGUACCUACCAGGACCUAGAGGCACUUAUGUUUUCUUUGAAGCCACACAGUUUGCAUGGGUGUUAUUUAUCUGUACCUCAGAGUCUGAGGUGUUACCUGUAGAACUCACAGUCCUCUAGAACAGAUUCAGAUGAUAGCUUUUUCUUUUGAGGAAGAAAUGAUUCACUCCAGAUGCAUGCCCUGAGCCAGACCUCACUGCUGCACUUUCCAAGGUGCUAAAAUUGCUGCUCUCCAAUGCUGACUUUCAGACACAGUGCUCUAGAACCCCGCCUGUGAUCUUGAGCACUGAUCAGCUUAGCUAGACCAUGGUUGACUCCUCUUGGAGAUUUUCACUUGGUCCCAGAAUGUGGCAACAUAGUUGUGCUCUCUAGAAUGUGGGACCAAAUUGGCCUCAGGUGUUUAGUCCAGACUUUUGCUUUUGAGAGAGGGCUGCACUUUUUAAAUGGUAUUUAUAGGGGAGGCGGUAGACUGCAUGUGCCACUUGGUUUGUUGUGAGUAUGCUGAUACCAGAAACUCAGAGCUAGUCUGUGGCAAGCAGUUGGGGUGGGGGGGUCUCUGACUUGCUCAGGACAAACUAGGCCAGUGGUUUUCAAACUGCUGGGCAGAGCCCUGAAGUUUCCUAGGGGUUACCUCAGGAGUUCUUGGGGAGAUGAAGGGAGUGGGGGAUUGAGCAGGCUGGGCAACUUGCCCUCAAACAGAAUAGCUCCCCUAGUAGCUGUCUUACAUAUCGGGGUUCAGGGUAAGAUUUUAUUGCAUUAAGGGUUUGCUGCUGAAAAAUGUUGGAAAACCACUGACUAGACCAUCAGCUCCAAAUUGGAGCCUGUGCUUCCCCAGGUUUGGGGCAGACUCUGCAUACCCUACCCUCUAUCACAGGACGCCUAUCCCUGUUAGCAUUCCUGGGGGCCUUUAGCAAACAGGGGUGGCAGGGACCAUGGCCAGGUUACUGAAAUGCCCUGCUCUGAGGCCUUCACACCUGGGUGGAAGGAGAGGCUGUUUUCCGAAAGGGUAGAGGGCUUGGUCUGGAUUCCCAGAAGCAUAGCUUGGAUGGGACCACAGUGGGCAGUUUUGACCUGUCCUGCCCUUCUUAGCUUGAGGGGCAAUGGAACCCCCAGAGACUCUUCUGUCAGGGAAAAUUAGGGACUCUCUUCUAGAGCCAUAUAGUUCCUUGGGAUUAGCUCUUGGCCAAGAAGGCUGAGUAUGGCUCCCAAUUUUAAAAUCCAUUUCAUUUUUUUAAAAAAUAAGGGAAAUAAAUGUAAUUGCCAUUUUUCAAAGAUUUAAAUAGGUGGAGAGGGGCUUCUUGCUCUCCAGAGCCCAAAGAGACAAAUAGGGACUUUGCUUAGGCCAAGGAAGGAGCGGAAGUAGGGCAACUCGGUCCUGCGACUAUUAAUCCCACUCCCCACUUAUUCUAGGGCAUACAUACACUAUUUUACUUUUUUAAAAUCAUAAAAUGGCAGAACAGAUUUGGUUAGUUUAGAAGAAAAGAAAAUCUCUAUAAAUAUAAAUAUAUAUUCCUGUAUUUUUAUUUAAUAAUUUAUAAAUACCAAGUUCAUUUGACUUUUAUUUUUGUGUAAUAUGUAAUUGUCGUAUUAAAAAAAUAAAUAAAGCCCAGAAGUUUAAUGAGAAGGA